AUGUCUGACAUCAGAACCUCCGAGCUCAAAGACCCCGUUGACGUCGCCGAGUACCUCUUCCGCCGCCUCAAGGAAGUAGGCGUUCAAUCGGUCCACGGCUUGCCUGGCGACUACAACCUCGUCGCGCUCGACUACAUACCCAAGGUCGGCCUCAACUGGGUGGGCAACGUGAAUGAGCUCAACGCAGGAUACGCAGCAGACGGCUAUGCCAGAGUCAAAGGCAUCUCCGCCAUUGUCACCACCUUCGGCGUGGGCGAACUCUCCGCCGUGAACGCCCUCGCCGGCGCAUACUCCGAGUACGUCCCCGUCGUGCACAUCGUGGGAUGUCCAUCCACCAUCUCGCAGCGCAGCGGCAUGCUCCUGCACCACACGUUGGGCAAUGGCGACUUCCACGUCUUCAGCAACAUGAGCCGGCAAAUCUCGUGUGCCACAUCGCUUCUGAACGAUCCGCAUGAAGCCGCUACGCUGAUCGACCACGCCAUCCAGGAAUGCUACAUCCAGAGCCGACCGGUCUACAUCUCGCUGCCGUCGGACAUGGUGCAGAAGAAGGUCGAGGGCGAGCGGCUAAAGACGCCGCUAGAUCUGGAAUUCCCGCCCAACGAGCCAGAGAAAGAGGACUACGUAGUCGACGUCGUCCUCCGCGCCCUCCACGCCGCCAAGAACCCCAUCAUCCUCGUCGACGCCUGCGCCAUCCGCCAUCGAGCUCUCGAGGAGACCCACGAACUGAUAUCCAAGUCCGGCAUCCCCACCUUCGUCGCGCCGAUGGGCAAAGGCGCCGUCAACGAAACCCUCCCCAACUACGGCGGCGUCUACGCAGGCGACGGCUCCAACGCCGGCGUGCGUGAGCGCGUCGAGUCCUCGGACCUCGUCCUCAGCAUCGGCGCCAUAAAGUCCGACUUCAACACCGCCGGCUUCACCUACCGCGUCUCCCAGCUCCGCACCAUUGACUUCCACAGCAACUACAUCCGGGUGCGGUACUCCGAGUACCCUGGCGUGCGCAUGAACGGGGUUCUGCGCAAGGUAACCCAGAAGAUGGGCAAGCUGAACAUCGAAGCCGGACCCGUCCCUAGCAACACGAUCCCGCAAGCCGAGCGCAACUCCAAGGACCCGACGAUCACGCAGGCCUGGUUCUGGCCGCGCCUGGGGCAAUGGCUGCAGGCUUCCGACGUCGUCAUCACGGAGACGGGCACAGCAAACUUCGGCAUAUGGGAGACGCGCUUCCCCAAGGACGUCACGGCCAUCAGCCAGGUGCUAUGGGGCAGCAUCGGCUACGCGACCGGCGCAUGCCAGGGCGCCGCGCUCGCGGCCAAAGAACUCGGGCUGCGGCGCACGAUCCUGUUUACCGGCGACGGCAGUUUCCAGCUCACGGCGCAGGAAGUCAGCACGAUGCUGCGCAACAAGCUGAACCCGAUUAUCUUCGUAAUCUGCAACGAGGGGUAUACGAUCGAGCGCUACAUCCACGGCUGGGACGCGCCGUACAAUGAUGUGCAGACGUGGCGGUAUAAGGAUCUGCCGGCUGCGUUUGGGGCCAAGGAGGGUGAGGCGAAAACGUACCAGGUCAAGACGAAGGAGGAGGUCGAGAGGUUGUUCGAGGAUAAGGAGUUUGCGGACAGUGAUGCCUUGAGGUUUGUCGAGAUUUAUAUGCCCAAGGAGGACGCGCCGGUUGCGCUGAAGAUGACAGCGGAGGCGAGUGCGAAGAAUAAUGCAAGAUUGGAGUAG
This is a messenger RNA of Coniosporium apollinis CBS 100218, 1719 nucleotides long. RefSeq names its product pyruvate decarboxylase. NCBI's taxonomy places the organism in Eukaryota, Fungi, Ascomycota, Dothideomycetes. Bases 1 to 1719 code for a protein of 572 amino acids. The record is from RefSeq and is a predicted model, not a curated record. Gene Ontology annotation, molecular function: magnesium ion binding; carboxy-lyase activity; thiamine pyrophosphate binding. The transcript has 2 exons.